This is a messenger RNA of Fusarium odoratissimum NRRL 54006, 612 nucleotides long. RefSeq lists its product as uncharacterized. Bases 239 to 574 code for a protein of 111 amino acids. The record is from RefSeq and is a predicted model, not a curated record. The transcript has a single exon. NCBI's taxonomy places the organism in Eukaryota, Fungi, Ascomycota, Sordariomycetes, Hypocreales, Nectriaceae.
CGAACAUCAGCAAUUAUCAAUCUCAUCAUCCGCCAACCAGCUUAGGAUUCUAUCAUUCUAUCAUUCUAUGAUUACUAUAUGUUCUCUAAACUCAAUUACACAUGCUCUUUUGACAGGUUGAGAAAUUGCUAUCUAUAUCUUUACCACCAUUUCAUGGUUUUGGGAGAAAAUCCAUAAAUCACAUCAUGGGAAACACCAAACCCCAAUUCUUCAUUUGACAUUCACUUAUCACAAUUAUAUGAUGCAAUCUCGCGAAAGGAAUAGGUAUGGAUAUACUUCCGGAUCUUUCUUGAACCCCGAGGCAUCAACUCGGGCUUUUAACGACCCUCCAUGUCCAACUCCCCUGUCAACCACACAUCAAGGAUCUUCAGUUGUAGCGAGCCCUGGCUCCCUCUCCAGACCCCCUUGUUGGACCGCUAUUGCCUGCUUUCGUGCAGUUUCGGUUGUGACUUUUUUUUGCUUCUUCCGCUGUCACUUGUGCAGCUACCCGUGGCACACCACGAGCGUGUUGAUGAGCAAGGGUUAUCGACAAGUCCACAGCUUGAGUAUCUUGGCUUUAGGCAUUUGCUCAUAAGUUGCUUUGAGAACCAUGUUAAGGUGUAAUUUGAGUAU